Messenger RNA from Pungitius pungitius (ninespine stickleback), 4574 nucleotides. It is a transcript of the gene slco4a1, whose product is annotated as solute carrier organic anion transporter family, member 4A1. The transcript is spliced from 12 exons. NCBI's taxonomy places the organism in Eukaryota, Metazoa, Chordata, Actinopteri, Perciformes, Gasterosteidae. Gene Ontology annotation, molecular function: protein binding. Gene Ontology annotation, biological process: sodium-independent organic anion transport; transmembrane transport. The record is from RefSeq and is a predicted model, not a curated record. Gene Ontology annotation, cellular component: plasma membrane. Bases 349 to 2670 code for a protein of 773 amino acids.
GCUCACUGCAUAAAACGAGCGCUCCUACCAGCCGCGUUGCAAUCAAUUCCACCCCAGCGGUGGCCUUUCCGUCCCAAGACACAGCGCGGAUGACAGCACAUGAUGUGUGGAGAAUGGAACCACACCCGUGUGUUUUAAGGAUGCCACUACUCAACGUCAGUGUGAAGUCUCUACAACCUGCACAACCUUGUGCACAUAAGUAGCACCCGGAGAGCAUUGUGGGCACACGGAGCACACGAUACAAGCGAUCGAUAACCUCUGGCCCUGACCGAUCCGGACCACAAAGCACUUCGUCUCCCCAGUUCAUAAAGCCUCCCAGGACCCCGAGCCGUGCCCCUCAGAGGGGAGAUGCCCGUCCUGCUCAAUGCCGACGCCUCCUUCAGCUCCAAGCAGGAGCUCCUGGACAUUCAGGACUGCCCUCUCAGCGGGGUCCCCUUUCUGGACCCCCCCAGCCCCACGGACUCGCAGACGGGCAGCCCGCUCCGCUCAGGCCCCAGUAGCCCUGGCAGUCCUGGAGCUGACGGCGCCGUACGGCCCCACAUUUUUACCGUGGCUUCCGCCCUCCCGGGGCAGCUGUACGGGGAGGAGACCCGACUCCAUGCCGGGUCCCCAAUAGGCCUGAAGCUGCUCUCCACUGACCCGGAUCAGCUGUGCGGCUGGGGGGCUGUGACUCCCAAAGCGCUGCAGGGGUUCAACACCCCUCGCUGGGUGCUGUUCUUUCUCUGCGUGGCGUCUUUUCUCCAAGGGAUGAUAAUCAACGGCUUUACGAACACUGUGGUCACCUCCAUCGAGAGGCGCUUCGACCUGCGCAGCUACCAGGCCGGCCUCAUCGCCAGCUCCUACGACAUCGCCGCCUGCGUCUGCCUGGCGUUCGUCAGCUACUUCGGCGGGACGGGUCACAAGCCCCGCUGGCUGGGCUGGGGGGUGCUGAUCAUGGCGUCUGGUUCUCUGGUGUUCGCCUUGCCUCACUUCACCACGCCCCCGUACCAGGUCAGCCUGUCCGAGCGAACGUUGAUGUGCUCGGCCAACCGCAGCAGCCAAUGCCAGGACAAGGAGGGGGGGGGGUUGUCCAGCUAUCGCUUUGUGUUCAUGCUGGGCCAGUUUCUGCACGGCAUAGGUGCUACGCCUCUCUACACGUUGGGGGUCACGUACCUGGAUGAGAACGUCAAGUCCAACUACGCGCCUGUUUAUAUUGGGAUCUUCUACACAGCGGCCAUUGUGGGUCCUGCAGCAGGCUACCUGCUGGGGGGAUACUUCCUCAACAUUUACACAGAGGUCCACCUGACUACAGAGAUGACCCCGGAGAACCCUCUGUGGGUCGGGGCCUGGUGGAUCGGCUUCCUGGUCGGAGGAGCGGCUGCUCUGCUAGUAGCCUUUCCCAUCCUCGGCUACCCACGCCAGCUACCGGGCUCUCAGGAGUACGUGGCCACGCGGGUGUCUGAGGCCCACCAGCUCAAGGACGGAAGCCAGACGACCGCCUCAGACCCUCAGUUUGGCAAAUCGGUCAAAGACAUGCCACGGUCCGUGCUGCUGCUCUUGAAGAAUCCCACCUUCCUCUUCCUGUGCUUGGCCGGGGCUACAGAGGCCACCCUCAUCGCCGGCAUGUCCACUUUUGGUCCAAAGUUCUUGGAGUCACAGUUCAGUCUCAGUGCUUCAGAGGCCGCCACGUGGUUUGGGUACAUGGUGGUACCAGCUGGCGGAGGUGGCACCUUUCUGGGCGGCUACAUCGUGAAGCGAUUGAACCUGCGCUGUCGAGGCAUCAUCCGUUUCUGCAUGAUGUGCGCGCUCGUCAGUCUGCUCGCCAUCUUCAUCUUCCUCAUCCACUGCCCCAACGUGCCCAUGGCCGGCGUCACGGCGCCAUACCAGUACAGCCUGAUGGAGAAACAGCAGGUGGACCAGUACAAAGGCCUGUACGACAAGCCGAGCCAGCGCCGCCAUCGAAACAGCUCCUCUUUGGAGGAGGACCUAACGGUGGGCUGUAAUGCCGGCUGUAAUUGUGUCCGAGAGCUGUACAACCCGGUGUGUGGGGCAGACGACUUGAUGUAUUACUCCCCCUGCCAUGCUGGCUGCAGCUCCGUCAACCAUACAGAUGUGGCCUCGGGCAGACAGGUGUACUCUGGCUGCAGCUGUGUGGUGGGAAAUGUGUCCUGGGGCGAGGAGGGCUUUGCGCUAACUGGGAAGUGUGGCAGCUCCUGCCACCACAUGCCGGCCUUCCUGGCUUUCCUCUUCGUCGUCAUCUCCUUCACCUUCCUCUGUAGCAUCCCAGCACUCACUGCCACACUCAGGUGUGUGCCAGACAGCCAGAGAUCCUUUGGACUCGGCAUCCAGUGGAUUGUGGUGCGCUCACUUGGUGGUAUUCCAGGACCCAUAGCAUUCGGCUCAGUGAUUGACAUCUCCUGCUUACUGUGGCAGGAUAAGUGUGGUGAGCAGGGCUCCUGCUACCUCUAUCAUAACUCAGCCAUGAGCCGGUACACACUAGUAGCUGGUAUCAUCUAUAAGGUAGCGGGCACACUCUUUUUCCUGUUGGCUAGCAUCAUGUACCAGCCUCCUCCCGAGUCGCCUCAAAGUAGCUGUGAGAGCACCGACCACGGAGGAGGGGACGUCAAAGACCUGCCUGUCAAAGACCUGCCUCAAGACGGCGUCAUCGUCAACCUGCACGCCAGGUUAUGACGUCAGAGACCCCAGACCGUGUGUGUGCGUGUGUGUGUGCGUGUGUGUGCGCGUGUGUGUGUGCGUGUGUGUGUGUGUGUGUGUGUUGCUUUACACCAACAGCCUUCCCUCAGCCAUAAUGAAACCACCCCUGAGAACAGAUGCCCAUGGAGAAAUGGACACACGUAUACCACAAACAAGAUGCCUACACACAGACACACGCGCAUAUAACUUUCUAUAGUACAUGACGACUUCGAACAUGCUGCUCCCUGGGAAGGAAACCCUUCUACGCUGUAGCAGAGCAUAUGAUUGAUGGGGCAGUUUCUCCCGAGCAUUUCUACAGUUAUCUCCCAUCUGUGUUGAAUCCGUUUUUAAACGUUUUAAAAUGUAAGUCUUUUUUUCUUCAUUAUUUUAUGUAAUUCAGUCCAAAUACAAUGAAAGUGCUGAGACCAUUGUGGUAUGUAUUAUAUGCAAUGUAUAUUAGGGUGUCUGGGGGGGGGGGGGGAAGGUGGGAAGGUAUUUAUAUCAUCUACUUUUUCUGUUCUUCUCCAAUUACUGGACAAUAGUAGCACUUACUUUACUUUCCACCCAUGAUGAAGCCAUGUUAAACUUUAUCUGCAGGCCAAUAAUAAUGUAGCCAAAUCAAAUCUUAUUUCAUGCAGAGUAUCUGAAGGCACUUCUAGUAUUAUUAUGAUGUCAAUAUAGUGGAUUGAUCACAGCACAAAUCGAUUUUUCAAUUAGAAAAGCGCAUGUUCAUGUGUAAUAGAAGUUGUACAAAACUAAUUGGCUUGCAUUUAACCGUAGAAAAGAGAUACUGCUCUGUUUGCCAGGGUUUAUAGACAGCGCUUUGAUGCUUCUCUUCCAUAGUAAUCGCAUAGUUGCACUUUAAAAAAACAAAACUCCUAAAAGUCCUGAGCAGGCUGAAAAGUAUGUGUUGACCCAAUGAAUGCCUGGUAACAUCAGGUCUUAAAGUGGAAACAAAAUAAUUCCUUUUCUCUUUGAUCAUAGCAUCAUCACUUUGUUGGGUUAAAGCUAAUCUUUAACCUGUGAAUUACUGGUCCAGGUUAGGGAAAUCCGUGUAAUUCUCAUUUAUUUUUUGAGAUGGAAAUUUUUUUCAAUAUCCCAAUAACACAAAAUCCAGCCCUUUUCAGAUCUUCCUUUCAAACCACCUGAUCCACUGAUCGCAGCGAUUCCGCUGGGAUUUAUUGAACAUUUUAAAUGCUGAUGUGACCAUGCUUUAGAGAAGGGUAUUAUGGGAAGUGCCGUGUAAGGGAAACGCACAAAUAACAUGACACUCAGUUACAUGGACCGAAUUGUCACAGUACUGGAAGUACUGAAAUGUGCCAAAGCAGCCUUACAUCCAUCAAUCUUGUUUAUAUAAAUAAAUUAUUCAUAAUGUUUCUGCAUUCAUCGUGGGAUGAUACAAGAAAUGCUGGCCUUGGCUCUGAUGCCCCCCCCCCCCCUCAAUCUUGUCUUGUUAUGUAUGUGAUCGUGAACUGCAACCUUCUGAAUGCUGCUUGUGUUAUGUCCCGUCUCUCUAAGAAUUUACCUCAACACCCUCCAGCUGAUGUUGACGAGUUUGAUCCAUGUGUACUUCUAGUUGUGCUUUUUAAUCCAUCCCGAGCUUUGACGAACCACUCUAAAGGGAUUUUUUUCAUUUUGUUUUUGGUACUGUAUAUAUUUUUUAAAAAGCAGUGGAUUUGAAAUCAAUGAUCUUUUUAUGGAAUAAUUCAAAGAUGUCAAGUGUCUGUCUUAUAAAUACAAUGCCUGAACAGCAGAUUGCUUUUUGUGUUUUAAAUUGCUUUAUGUUGUGCGUGUGUAUAUGAUGGAGAUCUACUUGAACAUAGAAAAUACAAGUGUGUGUGUGUGUGUGUGUGUGCACAAUAAUAUAUUAAAAGGACAACAACCAAUAUAAGAAAAGAAAA